GUAAGUGUGGUCGUCCGCUUCCUUCUUGAUUCUUGAUGCUUCUCCCGCAACGAGGAGCGUGAUGAUGGAAGGCACUUCAUUCUGUUCGCCGCAGACAGGCCGUGAUAGCCUGUCCGCAAACACAAUUGAUUCUUUCAUGCUGUCUCUCGUCCCGUCAGAUGGGUAUAUGCAACCGGAGACGACGCCGGAAAUCUACAGCCAAGCCAUGCGCUUGCUCUUGGAUCUCCGGCAACAAGUGCAGCAGACCAUGGACGAUGCCCUCGUCAAUGGUUACAUCAGUAUUGACGCUGCCGCCACAUUGGGUCACGAGAUUGCAGGACAUUUUACGACGGCCAUACGCAAGACUACACUUACAACGACGCUUGUUUCAACAGAGAUCAACUCACAGCCCACCGAUUUCCAUGGCGCGUGGGCCACGGCCAACUUCGCCGCACCAAUAGAGCCGCCAUCGCUUGAAGGCACAGAUAUAGUAGCUGCAGUGGCUUCAACACCAGCGCCGCUUGCUAGCAUUCCUUCGAGCAAUAUUUGCAGGGCCGAUGUUCUCCCUGCAAAAAGCUCUGCCACGAACAGCGUCACCAGAGUCACGGGAGCGCGGCUCUCCACGACAACUUCAACGCGGAGGAAGCGGAUGCCCAAAAUCCAGGGUGCAUAUCCCUGCACGCCCUGCAACAGGGUGUACGAUCGCUUUGGGGACUUGACCAAACAUGCCGCCGUUCACGAACCUGGGAAGCGGACAAGCUAUCGAUGUCAUCUCUGUGGUAAGGGCUUUGCCUACCCUGAAGACCUCCGACGGCAUUCCUCACGACCCAAUUCUGCAUGCCAGACGCUCCCUUCGACGCCGAGCACCUUAUCUCCGACGGAGGUCGCCAAUCUGACCAUGGUAGACCACGGCUACUUUCCACCUGUGGAAGAAUAUCAAGCGAGGACUUCGAAGCCAAGAUGCGCGCCAGCUCCUCUGCUGCCUACGCCAGGAACGCACGAUAGCGACUUGCCCAUCUUUGGAACCGAUACCCUGGCGACUAUACCAGACAUGAGCGAGCCGAUGCCUCUGCAGACAUGUUCAUGUCCAAUCUCAGAUGCGUGCAUACUGGAAACACUGGCACUGCUGCAAGGCUCGCUCAGCCUGCUGCGGCAAGCUUGCCUGUUACAGGAUUUUGUGGACGCGAGACUAUCAGCACUUCUUGCCGAGCCAUGUCAACUCAAGACAUGCAUCAUCGACCUUUUGCCAGACCUCGACAGUUUUGAAACUCCAAAAACUGGAUCCGAGACUUCUGUGCUCUUGAGACGCGACUCGUUCCUCCCGACUCCGGAAAAUUCGGAUAUUUGCUCUUUCGUCAGACAGCGCCUCAACGACUUGCUACUGGAUCCCGUCGACGCCUUUGCGCCUAUUCAGCACUGUCUACACGCACUCCUCACGAUGUUUGGAUUCGAGAGUGUGGAAUUUCGCGCUCAUCUACGCCACCUCAAGGCGACAAAAGCAGACGACGAAAUCGAUCUCAUGUGCCAGGCAUAUGACCAUUUGGCACGUUCGACUCUCAAAGUCUACAGCUCACAGCUUGACGAGAAAGUCGAUACUCUUCAGUCGGCGAUAGAAGGAGUUGCAGCGCAAAUCAACAUGGGGAAUGAGAUCAAAAGUGCUUCGACUGGCGAGAUUGUGGAAUUCGUGGCAGCUGAGAAGCGCUUCUCGUUCACGACUGCGAAGCUGAUAUCUAUCCCGGGCAAUGAUGCUUGCGCAUGAGCAUACUUCGUUCAAAAUCUGGUAUGCGAGACGUUGAUGGCGCCAUCCACUUGGUCUCGUGAACAUAUCUUCUUACCAGUAAGCACUUUCUACAUACGAUUGCGCAAAAGACCACGGCUGCGACUUAAUGGCAAUGUCGGCUACGAGAAAGGCAAGUCUUACAGCACUUCGCAGCCAGCCAGCAAGCCAGGUUCCAUUUCAACUGGGACCAUAAAUCUAUUGCGCAUUCGACGCCGGACUUCGAGGGGCACAUCGUCCUCCACCUGGCGAGGACCACU
This is a messenger RNA of Cercospora beticola, 2016 nucleotides long. RefSeq names its product C2H2-type zinc finger protein. The record is from RefSeq and is a predicted model, not a curated record. NCBI's taxonomy places the organism in Eukaryota, Fungi, Ascomycota, Dothideomycetes, Mycosphaerellales, Mycosphaerellaceae.